Fomitopsis serialis is the source of this 822-nucleotide messenger RNA. Its product is annotated as clathrin light chain-domain-containing protein. NCBI's taxonomy places the organism in Eukaryota, Fungi, Basidiomycota, Agaricomycetes, Polyporales, Fomitopsidaceae. Gene Ontology annotation, biological process: intracellular protein transport; clathrin coat assembly; clathrin-dependent endocytosis. Gene Ontology annotation, cellular component: clathrin coat of trans-Golgi network vesicle; clathrin coat of coated pit; plasma membrane. The transcript is spliced from 4 exons. The coding region runs from base 1 to 822 and encodes 273 amino acids. The record is from RefSeq and is a predicted model, not a curated record. Gene Ontology annotation, molecular function: structural molecule activity; clathrin heavy chain binding.
AUGACCGACUUCCUCGCCCGCGAGAGUGAGCUCCUCGGCGACGAAUUCACCGGAACGCCCACCGGCGGUAGCUACGCGACAGCGGGCGGCGACAUCGACUUUGACCUCGCCGCCUCCGCCUUCCCCGACAUCUCGCUCGAUGGCACGGGCGACAUCCCCACACCUGCUCUCCCCGCAGCCCCCGCAGUCUCCUCUGGCUUCUCCUUCGACGACUUUGCGAGCCCGCCAAGGGAGCGGCAGACGGAGGUGAAGGUCACCGGCGACGAUGAGAUCGAGAAAUUCGAGGACCAGUUCCCGGACAUUGAGGUCCCAGUGCGUUGUCUGCUGGCUUGCCCGCUGAGGCAACCGAGCUUCGGUGCAGCACCCACCUUCGCACCCCAGCCCCAACCAUCAGCAUUCACGUCAACACCCAUAUUCAACCGACCGCCCGAGGAGGACGAGCCAGAGGUCAUCAAACAAUGGCGAGAGCGGCAGGCAGAGGAGAUCAAGGCGCGCGACGAGGCCUCGAAGCUGAAGCGCGAGGAGACCGUCUCCAAGGCCGAGCGUGCCAUCGACCAGUUCUAUGAGGAGUACUCCGCGAAGAAGGAGCGCAACAUCCGCGAGAACAAGGAUCACGAGGAGGAGUUCGUCGCGAAGAUAACCGACUCUCUUUCGAACGGCACGACGUGGGAGCGAAUCUGCGAACUUCUAGAGCUCCAGAACUCGCAGAGCAAGACGAUUGCGCGCGCGGGCCCCGGCACGACCGACCUCACGCGUUUCAAGCAGGUCUUGCUCCGGUUGAAAAGGGAGGGCGAUGCAGCCCCGGGUGCUGCAGGUUACUGA